This is a messenger RNA of Penicillium mononematosum, 1410 nucleotides long. RefSeq names its product universal stress protein. The record is from RefSeq and is a predicted model, not a curated record. The transcript has 3 exons. Lineage: Eukaryota; Fungi; Ascomycota; Eurotiomycetes; Eurotiales; Aspergillaceae. Bases 1 to 1410 code for a protein of 469 amino acids.
AUGUCUGCACCGACUUCUCCAAGAGCCUCAUCUGAGUCUGCAGAGCGACCCGAAUUGAAAGAUCAUACGAUCCCACCCGCGGGGUCCGGCCACACCCGCAGCCCUUCGGAGGCUAAGCCCAAAAGCAAACGGAGAUCGAUCCAAUUUAGCGUCGGCGCCGCAGAGGCUCAGCUGCCCAGUCGCUCGUUGGGCUUCAAGGAAAAGCGGCUAUCAUAUGGGGAUACCCCGACGAGGGAAUUAUUGGAAGAAAAGGAACGGGAACACAAAGCUACCCUAUUGAACCGAGGGCCGUCUCCACCACCACCGAAAACCUACGAGCGAGGUGUCUCUUUCGACACAUUCGACAACUUCGAUGCUACCGAUUUCUCCCUCACAUUGAACUACAAACACAAAGGCUAUCAGAGCACACGUCGCAGCAGGACCUUUUUGUGCGGAACCGACCAGAACGACUACUCCGAGUUCGCCCUCGAAUGGCUCAUUGACGAGCUGGUGGAUGACGGGGACGAGAUCGUCUGUCUGCGAGCGGUGGAGAAGGACUCACGCAUAGCCAGCGAUGUCGGAAUCGAAGAGCGAAAGUACCGCGAGGAAGCAGAAAAGCUAUUUGAGCAGGUAAUCCAGAAGAAUACCCAGGAUGAGAAGGCCAUCAGCUUAGUUCUGGAACUUGCUGUGGGCAAGGUUGAGAGCAUCAUUCAACGCAUGAUCCGCAUAUACGAGCCUGCAAUGCUUGUAGUCGGUACACGAGGACGCAACCUGAAAGGAGUGCACAGUCUGCUCCCAGGCUCCGUCUCUAAAUACUGCCUCCAGCAGUCACCAAUCCCAGUGAUAGUCGUUCGACCCUCACCAAAGCGCGAAAAGAAGAAGAAAAAGCGCCGAGCAGACCCGACACGGCGUAGCUACAACCAUAUCCUGGAAAUGAGCGAGCAGCGCGGUAGUCAGAUAUUCGGCGCCAGCGCCAGCAACGAUAGCAGCUCUUCGAAGCUGCCAGACGAGGAGGCUGCAGUCGCAGAGGCACUCGGACUCCCCGCAUCAUACUCGAAUGCGGCCUCGCGCAGUUCUCUGUCCGUCUCAGACCGUAGUAGCAUUAGCCACGAUGACUCCGACUCGGCUUACCCCAUUCGGAACUCACUGGAUGCAAUUGUCAUGGCGAGUCCGAGUCCAGCAGAUAGCUCUCAGGAGAGCGUUGUUACUGGCGAUGGUGCUCAGCCAUCUCCUUCGCUGGACGGGACUGUCGUGUCGCCUUCUCCGUGUGACGAACCCGACUGCCCCGCGUCAGAUUCCUCUACCGAAGUUGACAAGCCGGAUAAGGCAAACGAACCUUCCGAUUCAACCAAGCAUCCCGUGUCUAUCCCGAUGAUUGAAGUGUCAGAUAACAAUGAUAAAAACGACAACACGAAGGGAUCUGAAUCCUGA